AUGAAUUCAUUCGAUACUGGUGGAGGAGACAAUCCUUCAUCAUUUAACAAUAAUAAUAAUAAUAAUAGAGACUAUAGAAAUGAUUCAUCAUAUAAUAAUAACAAUCAACAACGAAAUUGGAGAAAUGAUAGAUUUGGUAACAAUAAUAAUAAUAAUAAUAAUCGAAGAGAUUGGGAUAGAGGAAAUGAUAAUGAACGGAAUAGUUUAUCUUCAUCAGGUGGUGGUGGUGGAAAUAGUUCAAGAGAUUAUAGUGAAACGUAUCGUGAUAAUGCUAGAGAUAGACCACCUCCUCGUGAUAAUAACAACAACAAUCGUUUCAACAAGGAAAGAGAAAGGUUUGGUGGAAACUACAACAACAACAAUAGUCGUGGUGGUGGACAAGAUAGAGAACGAGACAGAGACCGAGAAAGAGAAAGAGAGAGAGAAAGAGACGAGGGUAAUUGGGAUACCCCUCCACCACCACCACAUCCAAAGAUUCUCGAUAAAGAUAUAGAUUAUAGUAACCCAAAUAGAGAUGAUGAUCAUAAUAACAACAAUAAUAAUAAUAAUAAUAAUAAUUAUACUAAUAGCAAAUAUAAAAGAGAAUUUAAUAAUUAUAACAAUAAUAAUAAUAAUCUCAAUAACAAUCAUAAUAAUAAUAAUAGUAAUAAUCAAGAUUAUAAACGAAGGAGACUAAGGGAAGUUGAACCUGGUGAAUUAGAUGGAGUUGGAGGAGGAGGAGGAGAUAAUUUUAGAAACAAUAAUAAUAGUAAUGGUAAUAAUAAUUUUAAUAAUAAUAGAAAUAGAUUUUAUAAUAAUAAUAAUAGAGAAAGAUCACCUUCACGUGAUAGGGGGAUGAAUAGAUCGACAUCCCCACCUCCUCCACAUCCACCUCCACUCCAUGAUGAUCAGAUUGAUAGAGAGAGAUCGUCACCUUCAUCGUCUACUACAAAUAGUGGUGGUUUUAAUUCUGAUCGUUAUAGCAACGGUAGAGCACAAGGAAAUAAUAAUAAUAAUAAUAAUAAUAAUAAUAAUAAUAAUAAUAGCGGCGGCAACAAUAACUUUUAUAAAAACAACAACAAGUUUGGUUACAACAACAACAAACAAUCCAAUUUUACUUAUCAUGAUCGUGAAAAGAUUUAUGAAGAUCAAGAACGAAAUAGUAAGGGACAGUCCCCGACCUACGAAUCGUUGCUCAACAAAUAUUCAGACUCCAAGGUGACGUCUACGCCUCCCCCUCCCACCUCUACGUCCUCCUCGUCAUCCACAACCUCUUCCUCCAACCAGUCUACGCCGUACCCCAAGUCUGGUCAUGUAAAGGAAUCCUAUGUACACAAUCACAGCCAACCCGUCGAGUUUAACUUUAUGAAGCAACUCGAACAAAUCACAUCUGAGGGUUCAUCUCGGCCUUCCCCAUUCUUUGAUCUCGACCGACCGGAACGCGAAAGACUGGAACGUGAACGAAGUGACAGAGAGCGUUUCGAACGAGAACGAUCAGACAGAGAAAGACAGGACCGCGAAAGAAUGGACCGUGAACGAUCGGAAAGAGCAGAGCGUGAACGUAUGGAUAGAGCCGAGCGUGACCGUUUGGACAGAGAGAGACAAGAACGUGAAAGAAUGGAGCGCGAACGUUUGGACCGUGAAAGAAUGGAACGUGAGCGCAUGGACCGAGAAAGAUUUGAACGUGAACGACUGGAUAGAGAGCGCUUGGAAAAGGAACGACUGGAGCGUGAACGAAUCGACAGAGAAAGAUUCGAGAGAGAACGACUCGACCGAGAACGAUUCGAACGUGAACGCAUGGAAAGAGAAAGAUUCGAACGUGAACGAAUAGAAAGAGAGGAACGUGAUCGAAUAGAAAGAGAGAAAAUAGAGGUUGAACAACGUCACUUGCAAAUGGAGAAAUUGGAACGUGAAAGACAAGAAACGGAAAGAAUAGAACGUGAACGCAUUGAAAGAGAAAGAUUCGAGAGAGAGCAAAGAGAAUCGUCUGAACUACAACAUCAACAACAACAGCAAAUGCAACAACAACAACGAAUGUUGAUGGAAGUGUCUCACCCCAAUGUUAUUGUUCCACCACCUUCAAUUGAAAAAGAGAGAGAUAGAUUCUCUCUUGAUCGUGAAGAAGAGAGAGCACAGGAUUUGAAGCGAUCUUCUGCCAAUGCCAUUAGUUUUGGUGGCGGGUGGGGGCAGGGCUUGGUAUCAAAAAACAAAGAACUGGCUACCCCAACCCUCGCUGGCAAUACCACACCAUCAUCUUCUUCAACCACCUCCUCGCCUGUACUUCCCACCGUUGAGUUGCAGGUUGGCGCGUCACAACCAACAACCGUCAUCCCACAACAAACACCUCAACCUCAAUCAUCCCUCCCCAAUUCAACAAGUUCAUCGUCCACGACGACCAUGAGUGGAGAGUUCCCAGUUCCCAUGUCCCCAACAUCCAAAAAAGAUCUUGCUCCCACUUCUCCCAUGCCAACAUUGUCUUUGUCUUCAUCGCCAAUGGUUCCUCUAGUAUUUUUAGAUAAUAGUAGUAAUCCCAAUCCAACCAUGUCUAGAAUUCAUAAUAAUCAACAACCACCACUUCCUCUACAACAACAACAACAAUUACAACCAUCACAACAACACCAACAAAUGCCUAUACAACAACAUCAACAACUACAACAACAACAACAACAAAUACCACUUGCACCACCUUCAACUACUCAAUUCAAGUAUCCACAACAACAACAAUUACCACCACAAUUAAUAUCACCACAACACCAACAGUUUCAACCAGCACCAACACCACCUCCACCUCCACCAUUUCCGUCUGACAAGGUUGUGUUUAAAGGACCUGCUGCACCACCAUUACGAUCGACAAGAGAAGAUGUCCCACAACUUUAUCCACACCUCCCAUCAAAGGAACAGAUUAUCAUUAGCAUUGAUAGUUUAGACAAUGAAAUCACUGCUUUUGAAAAGGAGAUAAAGUCACUUCAACAAUCACUCGCAAGGAUUACAAAUGGUAUCACCAAACAAAAGCGAAAGGAACAAAAAGAGAGGGAAAAAGAGCAAAAGGAAAAGGAAAUGGAGAAAAAAGACAAGAAAAAGAAAAAGAAGCCCGUUGCAUCCCGUCCGGGACUCAAUGGUUCGUCGACCAUCAAAAAAGAGACUGGUGUAGCCACACUAACCGUCACGAUAUCACAGACACAAAACCAACAAAAUAUAUAUCUUGCCAACCACGAAGCCGCCAAGAUUGCCCAAGAUAUGGUGUGGAUGUCUAUCGAUGACGAUGACUCUUCAGACGAAGAAGCCCAUUAUUCCAGCGUUGAAGAGUCGCCACUCUAUCAAUCCACAAUUGACCGAUACGAAGAGAUCAAGGAUGAGAUUGAAUGGGAGGAUUCUCACAACAAGCCAAAGAACGAGAAGCAACAAAAGAGUUCGGGUCGCCCCGCAUUGAGGGCUGCCGUCACCACUACCACCCGUUCAGCAACCAGUCGAUCCGGUCGUCCCAUUGUAUCGGAUGCUGUCAGAAGUGAGGCAGAGUUUAACGAAAUCAUGGACCAACUUCGCGAACAAGACAGUAUGGAUCCCAACAGUCGAUACCUUUCCUCUUUGGCUGAAGUUCCCCCAAUGCUAUCGCCAAUGGAACGUGAAUUACAAUUUAUAAACUACAAUGGUCUUGUCGAAGAUCCAAUUCAAGCAGACAAGGAUCGUAAACUUUUAAUUCAAUGGUCAACUGAUGAAAGAGAAAAAUUUGUUAAAAAAUAUUUACAAUAUCCUAAAAAGUUUGAAAAAAUAGCAUCCUUUUUUGAAAACAAAACUACCGAAGAUAUGGUAGUAUUCUAUUAUACUAACAAGAAAACAUUAAAUUUGAAAACUCUUUUAUUAAAUGCACAAGCCAAAAAGAGAGGAGGAAGAAAAAUAAGUGUAAGUCCAAGAGGUAUAUUAAUUAAUUUAUUAAUAGAUUCACAUCAAUUUUUAUCAACAACAAAUAGUAAUACAAAUGUAAAUAGUUCACCUGUAUUGUCAUCACCUAAAACACCAAAACCAAGAAGUAGAAAACAAGUAGUCGAAGCAACAACAUCAACGUCAACAUCAACACCAACUACAACAACAUCAACAUCAACAACAGAUGAAACGUCAUCGUCGGCAUCACCAAAUCCACCAACCCCAAGAUUAACGGCAAGAGAACAGGUUUUAUUAGCCACAUCUGCAUCGGUUGCUUUGGCUUCACCUUCUAUUAAACCACUGACCCCCAGUGUCACAACCACCGCCACCGCCACCACUCCAUCCCUUUCUUCAACUGCAACUGGAUCCACCUCGACACACUCACCAAGCAGCAGUAGCUCAACCUCUACAGCAGCAGCAGCACCAGCAUCCUCGUCGACUACAACGUCUUCAUCGUUGCCGCCUACCGCCGCCCCAACUACACCAACAGAAGUUGUAGGAGAAAUGAGAUGGAAUGACCAAGAACGCGAAUCUUUUACAACAGCAUACAACAAAUUUGGAAUGGAUUUUAAAUCAAUAUCUGAUUUUAUCAAGACCAAAUCCUAUUCUCAAUGUAGAAGUUAUUAUUAUAAUAGAAAACGUCGUUCCAGGUUGGAAGCAGAGGCAAAGAAAAAAGAACAAGAAGAUUCCCCCUCUUCUUCUUCAUCUUCCUCAUCAUCUUCAUCCUCUUCAUCUUCAGAUUCUUCCGAUUAA
Cavenderia fasciculata is the source of this 4653-nucleotide messenger RNA. It is a transcript of the gene mybP, whose product is annotated as myb domain-containing protein. The record is from RefSeq and is a predicted model, not a curated record. NCBI's taxonomy places the organism in Eukaryota, Evosea, Eumycetozoa, Acytosteliales, Cavenderiaceae. Bases 1 to 4653 code for a protein of 1550 amino acids. Gene Ontology annotation, biological process: regulation of transcription by RNA polymerase II. The transcript has 5 exons.